AUGGAUUUGAUGAACCAGGUUUUCAAGCCCUAUUUGGAUGAGUUUGUGGUAGUAUUUAUUGAUGACGUCCUCAUUUACUCGAAGAAUGCCGAAGCUCAUGAGGGUCAUCUUCGCCUAAUCCUACAAACACUUCAAGAAAAGGAGUUGUAUGCUAAACUGAAGAAAUGUGAAUUAUGGCUACAAAAGGUGGCAUUUCUGGGGCAUGUAAUAACAAAGGAUGGAGUCUCUGUAGAUCCACACAAAAUUGAGGCGAUUGUGAAUUGGCCAACUCCUACCAAUGUGACGGAGAUUCACUACCACCUUGGUAAAGCCAACACAGUUGCAGAUGCGCUUAGUCGAAAGAAUGUGAGAAACUUGGAAAAUCUGUUUACGGAACAAAAGGAGUUGAUGAAUGAAUUGGAUAAAAUGAAGGUAGAUCUUGUGGUGCAUGAGCAGGAAGCCGUAGUGGCAGCAGUAAUGGCCCAACCAACCUUACUUGAAGAAAUCAAGCAACAUCAAAUGGAGGAUGAAACUCUACGGAAAGGAUACCUUUCAGAUCUGUCUCAUAUCAUUGAUUAUCACCAGAUCGUCCUAGAUGACAAGUUAGCAUAUGAAGAAAAGCCAAUUCGAAUUCUAGACCAACAAGUGAAGCAGUUACGUAAUCGAGAAAUCCCAAUGGGAAUUAAGGUUAAUUAA
This is a messenger RNA of Camellia sinensis, 675 nucleotides long. The record is from RefSeq and is a predicted model, not a curated record. NCBI's taxonomy places the organism in Eukaryota, Viridiplantae, Streptophyta, Magnoliopsida, Ericales, Theaceae.